This is a messenger RNA of Tripterygium wilfordii, 1530 nucleotides long. RefSeq names its product aspartyl protease family protein At5g10770-like. The record is from RefSeq and is a predicted model, not a curated record. Gene Ontology annotation, molecular function: aspartic-type endopeptidase activity. Gene Ontology annotation, biological process: proteolysis. The transcript has 2 exons. NCBI's taxonomy places the organism in Eukaryota, Viridiplantae, Streptophyta, Magnoliopsida, Celastrales, Celastraceae. The coding region runs from base 79 to 1350 and encodes 423 amino acids.
UUUUAAACGUCUUAAGAAACUAUAUUGUGGUGAGUGGUGACAACUGCAACCACCUUCUUCACUUGUUGUCUUGGAUCUAUGGAGAGACACAACUUCUUGCUUCAGUUGGUCCUAUUAUGCCUUCUUUUUCGGGUCAAGAUGUGUUUUUCCAGAGCUAAUUAUCAUCAAGCUGCUACAGGUUCUGCAGAACAAUCUAAGGGCAUACAAAUAACCCACAGAUAUUCAUCUACCGAUAAUCACCAAAUUCUUCUCCUGGACCAAGACAGAAUUCAGUCUAUGAAUUCCAUAGCAUCCAACCAUAAGUACAAUAUAGAUAAGAACGGUGAGGGUACUAACCUGCCCUUAUUUGGUCCUCCUUUAGGUGCCGGAAAUUAUCUUGUCACGGUUGGUUUUGGCACCCCCAGGCGUGACUAUAAGCUAAUCUUUGACACUGGCAGCGAUCUCACAUGGAUGCAGUGCCUUCCAUGUCCUGUUUGCUAUGAUCAGGAUGACCAAAUUUUUGACCCUUCCAAAUCCUCAACUUUCUCCAAUGCUUCCUGUAAAGUUGCAGCUUCAUGUGAUUACAAUAGCACCUAUGGCGAUAAGUCUUUUUCAAGGGGAUACUAUGCCAGAGAUACCCUUACAAUUUCACCCUCAGAAGUGUUCCUAAACUUUGUGUUUGGUUGUGGAGAAAAUAACAGCAAAAGCUUUGGUAAAGCAGCUGGGCUUCUAGGGCUUGGUGGAGAAAAGGGUCUUUCUCUAAUGGCUCAAACUUCCACCAGUUUUGCCAAAAUCUUCUGCUAUUGUCUCCCUCACUCGGAUUCCUCAACUGGAUAUCUCCUGUUUGGUAUUCAGGCACUUAAAACUUGUCAAACUAGUAAUUUCACACCACUAUUAAGUGACGCCAAAAGGCCUUACUUAUACUUUGUGAAACUCCUUGGGAUAACAAUUCGCAACCAAAGAUUGAAGAUUUCUUCAACAAACACAAUAUUGGAUUCAGGGACUGUCAUCACUCGCUUACCUCCUUCAGUGUAUUCAAAACUUCGUUCAGCAUUUAUGAAAUCAAUGUCCGGAUACCCAAUUGCACCUCCAGUAUUGCCGCUGUUAAGCACUUGCUAUAACCUGGAAGGCUACCAGAACUUCACCGCCCCAAAAAUGGUGCUGCAUUUUGAUAAAAUCAGCGUGGAUUUGGAACCUGAAGCAGUGAUUUGGGUAGAGAACAAUGCUUCGCAGGUUUGCUUGGCUUUCGCAGGAAACAAAGAUGAAACAGAAUUGACCAUUAUUGGUAAUCAUCAGCAGAGGAUGCUCAACAUUCUUUUUGAUAUCAAUGAAAGAAAGGUAGAGUUUGGGGCUGGUGCUUGUGGCAAUUGAUGGGCUGAGGACCAUCAAUCCUCUAUCACUUGUUAAAACUUGGGUUAUUGUUAUAGACACCCCUAUGGUUUGGGUAUUUUCUAGGUACACCCCCUAUAGUUUUAAAGAUUUGAAAAACACCCCUUCUACUUUCAUUUCUCUCGUGAGGUUAAUGGGAAUAGCAAUUUAUAUCUUUUCUUA